Molecule: messenger RNA, 1095 nt
Organism: Capsicum annuum
Lineage: Eukaryota; Viridiplantae; Streptophyta; Magnoliopsida; Solanales; Solanaceae
Product: probable leucine-rich repeat receptor-like protein kinase At2g33170
Exons: 2
Coding region: 1-1095 (364 amino acids)
Molecular function (GO): protein binding
Source: RefSeq, a predicted model, not a curated record
AUGCAACUUCAAGGUACCAUUCCUCCACAACUUGGAAACCUCUCAUUUCUUGUUUCCCUCGACAUCAGUAACAACACUUUCAAUGGAGAAUUGCCAGAAGAGUUGACUCAUUUGCAGAGGUUGAAAGUGAUUGAUUUCAAUAGCAAUAACUUUACUGGUGCCAUUCCUUCAUUUUUAGGUUUGUUAAGGAACCUUCGGAUUUUGCUCCUUUCGAGCAACCAAUUUUCAGGGAAAAUUCUGUCUUCCUUUUCCAAUAUAAGAAAGUUGAAAGUGUUGAUAUUGCGGAGUAAUUUUCUGGAAGGAGAUAUCCCUCGGGAGCUCGGUGAUCUAUGUUACAUGACUUUCUUAGACCUUCGGGAUAAACUGCUGACUGGAUCUAUACCACCAUCAAUAUAUAACAUUACACCAAUGGAAAUAUUUGACCUCACCUCCAAUAAUCUUACAGGUAAGCUUCCAACAACUAUAUGUGACCAUCUUCCAAACUUGAAAGAGCUUUACCUCUCAGUCAACCACUUAAAUGGCGUUAUUCCGCCAAACUUGGGAAAAUGCAGAAAGCUUCAAAAACUGUCAUUGUCUAUCAAUGAGUUCAGAGGAAGUGUACCAAGAGAGUUAGGGAACUUAACAGCUCUUACAAAAUUAUAUCUUGGAGGACUGCACUUGGAAGGAGAGAUACCUGUGGAGCUAGGCAAUCUUAAUAAACUACAGUACCUGGGAUUAGACAUAAAUGAGUUUACUGGUUCCGUCCCUUCGAGCAUUUUCAACAUGUCAUUAUUGAAGAUCCUAGCACUUAAAGAAAACAAGCUUUCAGGUACUCUACCUUCAGAUUUAGGACUUGGAAUGCCAAGCCUAGAAGAACUAUAUUCUGGAUCCAAUAAUCUGAGUGGUUUCAUAUCUGCUUCCAUCUCAAAUUCCUCAAGAUCCAGAAUACUUGAUCUCCCAAGCAACAGUUUCACAGGUCCAAUUCCUGAAUCACUUAACUUAGAGUACCUUGAGUUUCUAAACUUGGGCGGGAAUCAUUUUUCCAGCGAUUCAGCACUGAGCUUCCUGACAUCUUUGACAAACUGUAGGAAACUAAAAGAAGUUGGUUUUGCAUAG